UCAGCAUAACCGGAUACCUUUCCCCUUCUGCAUAAUCGGAUACCUUCCCCUUCCGUGGUCCAACUGCUCCAGCAUCAAGCUCUCCCCUGUCCCCACCGCCUCGCGUCGCGUCCGCCCUCCUUGACGGCGCCGUUAACCUUCCAGCCUUCCACCUCCGGCCAUGUCCAAGUACGGCACCAUCCCCUCCUCCUCCGCCCCGCCGCCCGAAGGCUCCUCCCCGCUCGACUUCAUCUCCCGCGCCAAGGCCCGCGGCGCGUCGGCGCUGGCCACGCGGCGUCCCUGGCGCGAGCUCGCGGACCCGCGCGCGCUCUCCGUCCCGCGGGGGUUCACCGACGCCUACCGCCGCGCGCGCGCCAACCUCGCGCACUUCGCCUCGAACUACGCCAUCCUCGUCCUCGGCGUCAUCUUCCUCUCCCUGCUCUGGCACCCCGUCUCCCUGCUCGUCUUCCUCGCCUGCAUGGUCGCCUGGCUGUUCCUCUACUUCCUCCGCGACGGGCCGCUCGUCCUCUUCGGCCGCGCCUUCGGGGAAGGCGUGGUCCUUGCGGUCCUCUCCGCUAUCACGCUCGUCCUGCUGCUGCUCACCGGCGCCACGGCCAACAUCAUCACGUCCCUGCUCGUCGGUCUCCUCUUCGUCCUGCUCCACGCUGUGCUGCACCGCGCCGCCGACAGCGUCGACGAGGAGGCUGGACGCUGGUAGACGACCGUGCUGCCCUCCACCUACUGCUCGUCUUCUUGCUUCUUGCUGCCCAAAUCUCCCCAUCCACGGGACGCCAUCCGUCAACCAGCCCCAUCUCCACCACACCCUACCCGCCCCCGACGAAGAAGCAGAGCAGCGAGCGCGGCCAACGCUAACGGCACACCAGUAGC
Phragmites australis (common reed) is the source of this 867-nucleotide messenger RNA. RefSeq names its product PRA1 family protein F2-like. The coding region runs from base 161 to 697 and encodes 178 amino acids. Lineage: Eukaryota; Viridiplantae; Streptophyta; Magnoliopsida; Poales; Poaceae. Gene Ontology annotation, cellular component: endoplasmic reticulum; Golgi apparatus. The record is from RefSeq and is a predicted model, not a curated record. Gene Ontology annotation, biological process: vesicle-mediated transport. The transcript has 2 exons.